This is a messenger RNA of Amphibalanus amphitrite, 3946 nucleotides long. Its product is annotated as TOG array regulator of axonemal microtubules protein 1-like. The coding region runs from base 1 to 2943 and encodes 980 amino acids. Gene Ontology annotation, molecular function: microtubule binding. Gene Ontology annotation, cellular component: cytoplasmic microtubule; cilium. The transcript is spliced from 18 exons. Gene Ontology annotation, biological process: microtubule cytoskeleton organization. The record is from RefSeq and is a predicted model, not a curated record. Lineage: Eukaryota; Metazoa; Arthropoda; Thecostraca; Balanomorpha; Balanidae.
AUGGCUAUGCUGAAUGAUGUCCUUAUAGUUUUACCUUCGAAAGAGAGCUGGCGGAGCGGCGCAGAGGGCUCCGAGGAGCUGCUGCGCGUGCUGCGUGAGACCGUGGAGCCGGCGGCGCUGGAGCGGCACCUGCCGCAGCUGCUGCACCUGAUCGGCUCGCUGCUCGGCUCGGACAACUUCAAGGUGACGCUGUCGGCGCUGGAGAUGUACCGGGUGCUGGCCGACCGGCUGCAGCUCGCGCUCAGCCCCCUGCUCAGACAGGUAGUGGACGCGCUGGUCGGCCAGCUCGGCAGCGGCCGGCUGGUGGUGCGCACUGAGUGCUACCGCGUCUGGCGCCACCUGAUGCGUCAGCUGGGCGCCGAGCCGGUGCUUACCCUGCUGCGCGUGCAUCUGACGCACCGAGACGCCUCUGUGCGCGAGCACGUGCUCAACGUCAUCAUCUAUGCGCUGCUGACGUUUCCGGCGAGCUCGUUCAACCUGACGCGGCUGGCGGAGCACGUGGCGCCUACUCUGGCUGAUGAGAAGCGGCGCGUGCGGCAGGCGGCGCUCGAGUGCGUGGCCCUGCUGGGUCAGCUGGCAGGCUCGGCUGGCAGCGGGGCGCUCACCGAGGCCUGCCAGCGCCUGGAGCGGGCCGGCCACGCGGGUGUCAGCGGCGCCGUGUCGGUGCGUCUGCAGCGGAAGCAGCUGCCGCGGCUGACAGAGGACGGUCUGGUGGAAUAUUCUCUGCAGCUGCCCGGCCCCAACGGACCGCGCAGCUCUCUGCGCCGGCCUCCCAGCGGGGCCGAUGUCGACUGGAUCAUGCAGGGUCGUGGUCCGACCAGCGCCGGCUCCGGGGGGAGGUUCACGGCCGAACGGCACGUGCUCUUUUCGGACGCACUGCAGCGUCACCAGCGUACCCAGGAGCUCUACUCAGCCUCCUUCCCCACCACCCCCAGCGGUUAUCGUCCCACCCGAUGGAAUGAAAUGCCGAUGCUGAGUCGAGCCAAGUCAGAUCAUGAGAUACAUCGAGCCAAAAAGGGAAGCGCGUUGGAUCGACUCUGGCAGGCAGACAUCUCCACGAACAGAGGGUUCUCCGUCCUGCCCAGCAAGUACAGCGCCGACCGGGCCGGGUGGGACUACUCAUCGACGCCGUCUCCGCCGCGCGACAGUCUGGGCCGUCCGUACAAGGGCUCCCCAACGAGCCGGCCGAUUCUGGAGCCGCUGUCCGGCGGCCACCCUCGUCCACAUGAUACCGAUGCCACUCAAUUUACUGGAACAACUUUUGGAGGAGCAUCCGAGCGCAACAAAGAGCAGUCAAAAUAUCAUCGCCUUCCAUCCCACCGUGAAGUUCUUACAAUCAAAAGAUCACCAGAACCAGUUGGAGACGAACUAAAUCAAACACUUCAGCUGGCGGAACGGUCGCACCUGGUGUACGAAAAAGGUGGCGUCGGGCCCUCUAAACCCAACCCGCUGCAGGGGAAGUCGACCAGCUCCGCGCCCCAGCCGCCCGGUCACCGCUACAGCUACCACGGUGACAGUCCGAGCAGCACCAGCCUGUCUCCGACCCCCGGCGGACGCCGUAUCAGCUAUGGCGGUACGGACCAGGUGGACAGAGCGCUGCGGGCUCCGACCAAACACUCCCAGUUCGCCUUCACGGCCGAUGACCACUCCGGUUCUAGUGACGAGGACCCCAACGGCAUCACGCUGUCCAACACGACUCGCAGCAAGCUGAAGCUGCUGACGAAGCGGAAUGAGAUGCGGAAGGGCCUGGAGCGGGCCGGCCAUCGGGAGCCGGCUGAUCCUCACCACGCGCACAAGGAGGAACGGGUCCGCAACGGCCGCCACCCGGAGACCGAGGGCGUGAACGGCGCCGUCCACUCCCGGCUCGCGGUGAGAAGAAACAGCCAGCUGACGGUGCCUGCUGCCAACGGGCCUCCCACCCUGAGCUCCCCGCGCCAGGCGCCGCCGAGGCGAGCUGUCAGCCACGAGAGGACGCACCUCGCGCGGCCCGGAGCGCACGGACCUCACCUAUCCGGCCCAGAGAAGCAGCCGCACGCGCCCCCCAGCCCCAGCAUAGAGCGCAAGUCUGGCAGCAUGCAAAACCUGGCCACCCACCGACCGAAACAGCCCACACUGCCAAAGUCAAAAACGUUCGGCGCCGACAUGAACAAGUCCAGCGUACCGGGCAGCGCCAGCUCGGUGUUCGGUCAGCAACUGGAGCGGUUCGCCAACCCGCGGCAGGCGCUGGACGAGGCCUACCGCAAACUCAACUCGGACGACUGGGAGCGCGAGGUAGCGGGUCUGACUGACCUGGUGCGUCUGUUCCGACACCAUCCGGAUACAGUCAGCGGCGACCUCAAGACCGUCGUGGCCGCCAUCGUGAAGCAGAUGAAAAACCUGCGCUCUCAGGUGCUGCGCGCCGCCGUGCAGACCAGCGCCGAGAUGUUCCAACACGUCGGCAAGGCGGCAGAGCCGAACAUGGAGAGCAUGGUGGCCAUCCUCCUACAGAAGACCAGCGACACCAACAAGUUCAUCAAGGCCGACAGUAACCGGGCGCUGGACUUGAUGCUAGAGAACGUCUCCGUGUCGCGCGCCGUGGCAGUGGUGAUCGGGGAGGGCCUGGGCCACCGGAGCAGUCAGGUGCGAGCCACAGUGGCCCGACUGCUGGCGGCCGUGGUCACCCGACUCGGUCCUGCCGGCUCACUGGGUGGACAGAAGGACAUCACGGACAAACUGGUGCCGGCUGCCGCCCAGCUGGUCAGAGAGGGAGACCUGCAGACACGGAUUCAUGCCAAAGAGAUAUUCCACGUAUGGCUUCAGCAUCCAGACUUGGACAAAGUACUAAGCAAAUAUUUGAACAGCACCGUGAAGAGAGACAUCGACAAAGUGAUUGACAACAUGCGGAACGAGGUACCGGCGGCGGCGGCGACUCUGAAGAGUGUCUCCCUCACCCUGGUGUCCUGACCUGCGCCUGUCCGUCCAUCCUACGUCCUGCUGCACCGCACCACAGCCAAGCCUCAUCCUUUCUCCGCACCACAGCCGUGGUUCUAAGAAGAAAACGUCUGCUCCAGGAAAACGUGGCUUUGGCAGUAAGGUUCGACUAAACCGAACAAUGUAAUAGCGCACUUCACAAAGAUACAGCAUGGACUACGGCUGGUUCAAUGGACAUCCACAUUAAUUCAUCGCAUACCGAACUCUUCUGCUAGUGUAGUGCUAGCCAGCGCUAGUGGCACUUGCGCUACAAGAUCGGUUGGUGACAGUGAUCGGAAGAAUGUGAACUGACCGGAAGGUGAAGACCGUAGAAAUUGAAUAUUAUCCGUCCAGAAGUUUCGGACACUGGCUGAAGGAACAGUGGCUGUUGGUGCGGGGAUUGUUGGUGCGGUAGCUGUUGACCGGGAUGACUGUUGGCCGGCGAUGGCUGUUGGCAGCCAUUGGCUGCUGGUCGGCCAUGGUUGUUGGCUGGCGGCUGGCUGACUUACAUCAGCUGCAGGUGCACUGACUGUGAGUGCAGCGACUGGGGAAUGGUGGGUUGAGAUGGAGCGGUGGCCGGACGCGGUGGCUGGGGUUUUCAGUGAUCGCAUUCCACGCACAUUCAUGUGCUGAGGGACUGAUAAACGACGCUAGUCAACAGUGCGGUGAUCGGAGGGUCAGUAUAGGGAGCAGCAGUGGCCAGGGCGUGGCCAGGCACGCCCUGCGCCGAUAGGAACGGCAGAGCCGCGGUCGGCAAUGUCUGACGCCGGGACCGGCGCCGGGUACCGCCGAGCCGCCCACAAAUUGUUGAGUCUUUGUAGUGUGUUUUAUGAAUUAGCGUGGCGGUAUGCCAGAGGAAUGAGGACACAGCGCGCUCUAUUUUGUGUACGUUAGCGCGGCUCGAUGCUAGCUGAUGUUUUGUAGGUGUGGCUCCCAUACUCCACUGGAUAUGAUCCGUCCACUUGUGCCACGAAAUCAAAUACAACUUUCCUCUCGA